Scylla paramamosain (green mud crab) is the source of this 1438-nucleotide messenger RNA. RefSeq lists its product as uncharacterized. NCBI's taxonomy places the organism in Eukaryota, Metazoa, Arthropoda, Malacostraca, Decapoda, Portunidae. The transcript is spliced from 4 exons. The record is from RefSeq and is a predicted model, not a curated record. The coding region runs from base 146 to 946 and encodes 266 amino acids.
GCGACAUGUUGGCUCAAAUGCAUCAAAACAAAGAGACUUUCACUCAAACACACUUUAAGUUUACAAUCAAUGCUUUUGAGGUGACCGUCCACAAGCCCACUCUGCCCAGAACACCUCACCGUUCCGCCCCAGACGGACGCUCGCCAUGUCGCCGCUGCCUCCGCCCCUGCCGCCCAUGGUGGCGCUGCUGGCGCUGCUGGGGGCCGCCCCGCUUGCCGCCGCCGAGAUGAGCGAGGCCGUGUGGCACCGGGCGCUGAUCUCGCAGGCGCAGCUCGACGCCGCCGCCACGUCUGAAAGGUUCCAGGUGGCUGAUGAAAUCCUGUGCGCCGCCCUGGCCAACGCCGCCCCCUGGUGUCACCUGCUGACCCACGAGGGCACCACCUGUGUCCUAUACGACGUGGUGGUGGACAGUCUGGACGACGCAGCCGCCGACGCCGCCACGACCUGCAGGACCCGCCACCGCAACGUGUGUAUCGUGGAGGGCGAGCCGCUGCCUCACGGGGCCAUGCUGGUGCACAACUGCCUUCCCGCCCUCUGCUGGAAUCGUGCCAUCGUUCCAGCAGUCACAGUGUCGACAGCAUGCGACGGUGACUUCGUUCAAGAAGUCUUUGGCUGUUUUUACCUGCACCAGGAGGAGAAGACCUGGUGCGAUGCUCGCUACCACUGUGCCACCCUCGGCGCCGACCUCGCCGUCGUCUCGGCUUCAGAUUUUCAAAAACUGCAAAUAUUACUGGCAGCCACUGCAAAUAUGAUGCAAGUGUGGGUGGGCGUGAAGUCUCGGAUGUGGCUGGACAAUCGUGACGUGGCAAGUGGUGAGUGGGGUCCCAACGACCCCAACGGAGCUGCUGAUGAGUGUGCCCGCAUGCUUAUGGAAAACGGGAAGUACACACUAGCUGACAAGGGCUGCUCAGCCACAUUUAUUGUCUUGUGCAUGAGGCCAUCCUAACGUCCUUGUUGUCCAGUGUUUGGGCAUUUUGUCUGGACUACUUUGAGCAAGUUUUACUGGAAUUCAUUGUGGUUUUCAAGAGGUUUUAGUGAUGCUAGUGGUAUUUUAACAAGAGUGCUACGCAUUUAACAGAUUCUAGUAAAAGUUAUUGGGGUUUUGAAAAGUGAUUGCGUGUUUGUAGUGGUAGUUAACAAGAAGUCUGUACUUUUAUUAGGUUCUACUGGAAGUUAUUAAGGUUUUCAUAUGUGUUUCCGUGAUUCUAGUAUUAUUUUAACAAAGAAUGAACUUUCACCAGGUCCUACUAGAAGUUACUUAGGAUUUAAAGAGGUAAAGAGUGUUCUCAUGAAUUUGUUGGUAGUUUUAAAGCGAUUCUGCAUCUUAAACAGGUUCUAUUAGAAGUUAUUGGGGGUUUCCAAGAAUGUUAUGAUUCUAGUGACAGUGUAAUAAAGAUUCUCCCUAUUAAAUUAUGAAACACCUUGAAGAACAGAAAAA